GUCGGUGUUGGUUGGAGGGGAAGACAAGCUGGAGAGCCCUGGCGAUCUGAGAUCUGAGCAGCAAUGUUAUGACACUAGCUAAUAGAAUUUGGUCAUGGAAGAUUCUGAAGAUAAAUGCCUUACUGUAAAAGAAAAAGUAAAGCUAAAGGAAAAACUUGCUUUGUUGAAGAAAGAAUACAAGAAGACGUUUAAUCGCUUGCAGAGAUCGCAAAGAGCCGAGAGAGUCAAAGCUCAUGUGAAGAAGACUAUAGAGGAGCAGAAUCGUUCACGAAGACAAGACCGUAAAGAAACGCUUACAUCAGAACCACCAUGCUUUUCGGCCAGCACCCUAGGAGAUGUCAUCGAGCCCCAAAGAAGUUACCAAGCUGACAAAGCGAGAGAGUCCUAUGUUACAUUUAAUGCGGAUCCCGAAAUACAUUGUGCAGGAGCCAGCUCCCCUCAGGAUUUCAAAAGAGCGCUCGUUGGGCAAGGAAAUCCUUUUACACCCAAGAAUCAGGGCAACCGGGAUCAGAUUCCGAGAAGCCGACUGAAGUUAAAUAGAUCAAAGAAUCGAGACUAUUUUGUAGAAUCUUCACAAACAAGUAUUUGUCUGCGCAGCAGUUCUUUGAGUGAGUCGGGACGGCUACGGCAUGAGGUGCCGAGCUUGUAUAACCCAGCAUCACCUGUGUGUAUAAAGCAAACUGAUUCACACAAUAUUAGUUUAAAGGUAGAUGGAGCUGGGGCUGCAGCAAGCCAUCCCUUACCUAGUGACUGUGCCGAGAAUCGGAAACCUGCAGGUACCACUAAUGUAAAUAAAACUGACCCUGUUCCCAACACAUUGAUUGCCAGAGGUAAUUCUAUAGGUGAAUGCCACCAUCCUGGUGAUCACACAAAACGCACAUUUUUACUUUCUACAGAUGUGGAGGGUAUAUCAACCAUAGACACUGCAGAGAAACCCAGGGGGAGUAAACAGAACACCAAAGAAGGGCAAAAAAGACAAUCUGGUUCUAUCAUGAAAUGUCCCAUGGAGGAAGCUGCCAGCAGAGCCUUUAAUAAUGCUGGCGAGCGUAACACUACACACAAUGCACUACAAGAUUCAGUCGAACAGAAGCCUCUUCAGGUAGACAAUGUGGCCCAAAAAGAGUCCAGUUUAACGGGUGAGCAGAGUAGCCCACUCAGUUCUUGCACUCUUGUAGAGGGGCUUUUAUUCCCCGUGGAGUAUUAUGUAAGAACAACGCGGCGUAUGUCCAGCUGUCAGAGGAAAGUGGACCUAGACGCAGUGAUCCAUAGCCAACUUGGCACCGGCAGGAGAGCUUCGAGAGGGAGAGCAAAGCAGGAGAAAGGCAACAUGGCACAGGAUUGCUCCCUAAUGUCUCCGUCACCUCAAGGUCUUAUAGAACAUGGAUCUGUUGCCAGCAGAACAUCACGGACACCUCUAAGUCACCCAUCCACAGGUAGAUCCCGUGGCAGGAGGAGAAAAUGUAAAGGGAGUAGUUCACCCAUUAAAAUGCAGCCUUUGGCAGCUUCUCCUGAUCUUAAGGACCUCUCUGUCCAGCUUGAAUUUGCUGGCAUUACAAGCGGAUCGCAAAGUGAGAAAGAGAACUGUGAGGGCCGAGCCCUGACGGGAACAGAUCCACAGGUCAACCCUGUGUGUUCUACCACUGAAGCAGGAAAUUUGAGGGUUACAGAAGGAUCCAAUCCAGAUGAGGACCAAACACUGCCAGCUGGACAAAGCAUGUACACGUUACGACCACGGAACUCUGCUAGUUUUCAUGGUGAGCCUAUGCAGAAUGACCUGGAAAGCUUUGAAAGCAACCUAUCCAUCCACAAAGCAUUAAAACAAGACCCUAAAUGUGCAGGCUCUACCUUCUAUUCUCUAAGCACCUGGAUCAGCAUAAAAGAUCUGCCGAUUUGUUUAGACAUAAGAGAUUUCCAUUUACCUGAUGAAGAAUUUGGUGACCUGAAACUCAAAAAGCUAAACACUGUUAGCCAUUGGGAACUGUGUGUUCCAAAACUAAACAAGGAAGCCAAAAGGACAGGUCUUGGGCUCAAUGGAAAGAAAAGCACACUAGCACCACCUAGUGAAUGCUCACCUGUCGAGCUAGAGACUAUGAAACUGUAUUCUGAUGACCCAGAGGAUGAUUUUAAACUUUUAAGUGAGGACCAGUUAAGGGGUUUGGAAUGUUCAGCUAGACUUGGGCAAGUUUCCACUGAGUCCUUACGGAAUAACACAAUGCCAUCUGAACUGAGCCUCACUCCUGAUCUGUCAAAUUUGUUGAAUAGUAACAUGAGAACAUCUAGAAAUGAGCUGGCCUCUAGUGAGUCCUCAAAGGGGGACCCACUGUCAUCUCAACAGAGCCUCACUCCUGAUCUGUUGAAUUUGUUUGAUCUGUCAAUCACUCUCCCUGACCAAAAACCCAAAGAAAAAAAAGAUACGAAGUUUAAAAAUGACCCUUUUCCUCUUACCCAGUCACUUAGUAAGACUAAUUUGGAUGCUGCCAGUCAUGGAGAAACCUGCAAGGAACAAGACGUCAAUCUCUUAGAGCAAACCAUAGUUGGCCGUAUCUCAGAUGCCCAAUACACAUCUGAAACAUUGUGUUCGUCCGAUACCCCUUCAUUUGCUGCCGAGGAUCUAGAAAUGCAUGAGCAGACUCAAACCAAAGUUGCUUCCAGUUUAAUUUUAGAAAGCCUUCCACUAGAUCCGAGCUUGGACCUGGAGUCUGAUGGUGUCUCAAGCUUAAACUCUGAGUUAAGAUUAGCUAAGGUGAAGGAAACCGCUCGCAGUGCCCUUUUCUCAUCUUCGGUAUGUUCUAUGCCUCAAGAGAACUUUGAUGGGAUAGAGGUGGUGGCCUCUGUACCAGGCUUCCCAGUGUUGGGUUCUACCCCAGCUAUCACACCCCCUCAUCAAAGCAGGGAUUCCCCUCUUGUUUCCUGUAGCUCCAAACCAGUCGUGGAGAGUGUCGUCAGCACUGAGACCUUACCUGCACGGGUCGCCAGUGAUGAAUGCCUGUCAGCGGGAGGUGAAGGGAAUUUCUUUCCAGAAAUUGACGUCAAGCAGUGCAACACAACAGUCUCCUUGACAGGCAGUGAAUGCGAGAGGUGUGCGCACACAGAGCUGGAAGAGACAUGUCAACAAUCUGAGCUGUGUGGAAAGCAGAGCCUGGGAUAUCCUGUUGGGACCACAGAUGGAAACUCUUCUCAGCAGUUGGCAAAAGCAGCUCAGUUAAAAAAUACUGCGGAUGUGGAAGAGGGGAUGAGGGAGAGGGAUCACCUGCGUCUGGUGUCACAGAUACAGGAUGGCUGUGGGGGAGCGUGUGCUGUAGAUCUGUCCUCAUGCUGGUGGGAAUUUCCGAAUCGUACAGAUUGUUGCAUCGUAGCAGCUAGUGAAUCGUGCGUGAUUCUCUGGAGACCUCGAAGUGAAGAUAGCUGGGAGACUGCUCACACAUGGAAUUUCAUGGAGAUGCCUGUCAUCCAGAUACUUCCUCUUCCAGGAGAGAAAAAUAUUGUAUGUGUUGCUCUGGGAAACCCAGAAAUUCGGGAAAUUUGGUUGUUGUUCUCUUGCCCUGGAAGCCUGAAUUGGGAGCAGCAAAUAGUAAAACGUGGGCAUACUAAAAUAGCGAUGGGCUUAUCUCAGCGCCGAAUUGCCAUCUGUAGCAGCCUGGGGUCCAAUCAAGUGGUUGAAAUUCUGCAACUUUCAACAAAUGGGAGCUCCGUGAGAUCCCAGUCACUGAUGCCCCCUAAAGAGAGUAUCCUGGCAUUUUGUGAACUAGACGGACAGAAGGAUGCCUUGAUUGGGUCUACUGCGAACAAUAACAUGGUUAUCUGGAAUUCUAUCACUGGACAGCUGCUGAGUAACAUUAAUGUGGGUGAACUCUGCAGCGAUUGCACCUGUUUGAGUGCAUCCUCCGAGUCUGGUCUCGUGUUCUUAGUCCUUGUCAGUCCUUACAGCAGCGAAUGCAUAUUCAGACUGAUUGCAGCUAAUCCCAAAGGAGCCAAGUGUGUCAAUGUCAUGCAGUACACACUACCAGAAGAUCACGCUAGCAGGUAUCUGGAAGGAAAUGUGAAAAAUCAAAAGGCAGUAGCGGUGUUGACUUGUGGAAGCAUUGCACUCUGGGAAUUAUCCAUCCGUCAGUGCUCGGCUCUGCUUCCUCCUGCUCCAGGCACGCGCUGGUGCUUGGUGCGAUGGGCCCACUCCUCUUCAUCUGUACUGACUGCACAAAACAAUGGAACCAUAUGUGUGUAUUCAUUAACAGAAUCCAGCCAGACAAGAAUGAGCGAAGAAUUGGCGAUAUGGGACAUUGUGUCUCCAAGUGUUCUUUUUUCCUAAAUAACAGU
Messenger RNA from Pelobates fuscus (common spadefoot toad), 4314 nucleotides. It is a transcript of the gene PALB2, whose product is annotated as partner and localizer of BRCA2. Gene Ontology annotation, molecular function: DNA binding; protein binding. Gene Ontology annotation, biological process: double-strand break repair via homologous recombination. Bases 95 to 4306 code for a protein of 1403 amino acids. The transcript has 14 exons. The record is from RefSeq and is a predicted model, not a curated record. Lineage: Eukaryota; Metazoa; Chordata; Amphibia; Anura; Pelobatidae. Gene Ontology annotation, cellular component: nucleoplasm.